Messenger RNA from Ornithorhynchus anatinus (platypus), 617 nucleotides. It is a transcript of the gene RPS16, whose product is annotated as ribosomal protein S16. Gene Ontology annotation, cellular component: cytosolic small ribosomal subunit; ribosome. The coding region runs from base 134 to 574 and encodes 146 amino acids. Gene Ontology annotation, biological process: maturation of SSU-rRNA from tricistronic rRNA transcript (SSU-rRNA, 5.8S rRNA, LSU-rRNA); translation. Gene Ontology annotation, molecular function: structural constituent of ribosome; RNA binding. NCBI's taxonomy places the organism in Eukaryota, Metazoa, Chordata, Mammalia, Monotremata, Ornithorhynchidae. The record is from RefSeq and is a predicted model, not a curated record. The transcript has 5 exons.
AAGUCGCUUGACGGCCGCGUGGCCCCUGAAAAGCGGGCGGGGCGGACCCGUCCGCCUCUUUGCGGCCUGGGCCUCGUGAGGUGAGGACGGCGGCGGCGGUGCAGCGUCCCCGAGCUUCCCUCUUCUUUCCGCCAUGCCGGCCAAGGGCCCCCUCCAGUCCGUCCAGGUCUUCGGACGCAAGAAAACCGCCACGGCCGUGGCCCACUGCAAGAGAGGCAAUGGGCUGAUCAAGGUGAAUGGGAGGCCGCUGGAGAUGAUCGAGCCCCGGACCCUGCAGUACAAACUGCUGGAGCCCGUGCUCCUGCUGGGCAAGGAACGCUUCGCCGGGGUCGACAUCAGAGUCCGCGUGAAGGGGGGCGGCCACGUCGCACAGAUCUACGCUAUCCGCCAGUCAAUCUCCAAAGCCCUGGUGGCCUACUACCAGAAAUAUGUGGAUGAGGCAUCCAAGAAGGAGAUCAAGGACAUCCUGAUCCAGUAUGACCGGACCCUGCUGGUGGCCGACCCACGCCGCUGCGAGUCCAAGAAGUUCGGUGGCCCCGGAGCCCGCGCCCGCUACCAGAAGUCCUACCGUUAAUACGUGUGGUCAGCAUUUUUGCAAUAAACCUGGGGAACCUCUA